ACCAUAGAAAAAUAAAAUAAAAUAAAUUGGAUCAUACACUUAAUUAUAGAUUGUGCUGCUUCGAUGUUUGUACAUACAUACCAUUACAUCAGAUUGUACCUUUCUUUCUCAACUCUGGCUAAGAUCAAAUGUAAUUUAUUUAUUUAUUAUUAAUCUAAAAAAACAAAAUUAGAAAUUAACAAUAAUUUAAAUCUUUGCUCUCAUCUCUGUCUUCCACUCUCUUGUCUUUUCUUAUUUUCUCUGUUCUUUUCUUCUUUUUUGUUUAUUAAGAAACCCUAUUCGGCUAUAUUUGUUUAUGUUAGAUUAUAUAUACAAAAAAAUUCUUUUGUAGUAGUAGUGUUUGUUUCCCGAGAAAAUGGCGCAGCUUUGGUCCAAUCACAACACCAUAUUUACUGGAAAGCCAUCACCAUUAGUCACCUUCAUUUCCAUCAUUCUCCUUUGCAUUCUGGGGUUUUACACACUGCAUUACGUUCACUCUCCAUCAUCACCACUCUCGAGUUCCCAAAAUGCCCUCCGCUUUCACCACACUUUCCUCUCAACCGCCUCAAACGACACCGUCGCUGCUUACCUACGCCACCUUACCAUGCACCCUCACGUUGCCGGAACACAACCCUCCAUUGAAACAGCCAACUACGUCCUCAACCACUUCAAGGGGUUAGGCUUCGACUCCCAUUCCGUCCCUUACGAAGCCCUUCUCUCUUAUCCAACUCACUCCUCGCUCUCCUUGCAUUUUAGCAACGGUACCCGCGCCGACCUCCCUCUUUCCGAGCGGAGUGGGACGCGAAAGAUCGGACUCGACGGCGUUGUUCGGCCGUACCACGCUUACUCGCCGUCCGGUUCGGUGUCGCGAGCUAAGGCGGUGUUUGUGAAUUUUGGCAGGGAUGAGGACUAUCGUGCGCUGGGACGGACAGGGGUGAAUGUUAGCGGGUGCGUAGUUUUGGCGAGGAGAGGGAAUCUCCCGAGAUUCGCGGUGAUUGAGAAAGCGGCGGCGCACGGUGCGGCGGCCGUUCUAUUGUACACAGAAGGUGGCGGUGGGGACCGGUUUAGGAAAGGGUUCGAGAGAGGCACGGUGAUGAGUGGCGUUGGGGACCCACUGAGCCCCGGGUGGGCCGGAGUCAAUGGCGGCGAGAGUUUGAGAGUAGACGACGUCGAUAUUUCUAGAAGGUUCCCGAAGAUUCCAUCUAUGCCUCUGUCUUCUGAGGCCGCGGAAACCAUAUUGGGUUCGCUGGGAGGAGCUCCGGUUCCGGCUCAAUGGAAGUCGGUGCCAUCGAAGGUCAGACGUGUUGGACCUGGUCCGACAAUGGUGGACUUCAAUUACCAGGGAGAGAAAAAGGUGGCAACAAUUCAUGAUGUGUUUGCUGUGAUAAAAGGAUUAGAAGAGCCUGACCGGUAUGUGUUGCUUGGUAACCAUAGAGAUGCAUGGACAUAUGGAGCUGUUGAUCCGAACAGCGGGACUGCAGCCUUGCUCGACAUUGCUCGUCGAUUCGCUCGCAUGAGGGAUUUGGGAUGGACCCCACGAAGAACGAUUGUCCUCUGCAGUUGGGAUGCAGAAGAGUUUGGGAUGAUUGGAUCUACUGAGUGGGUUGAACAAAAUCUUGGAAAUCUGGGGUCCAAUGCUGUUGCAUACCUUAAUGUAGAUUGUGCUGUUCAAGGACCUGGGUUCCAUGCUGGGGCUACUCCUCAACUAGAUAAUCUCCUCCUUGAAGUCUUGAAGAAGGUCAAGGAUCCUGAUUUCGAUGGUUCCACCUUAUAUCAAAACUGGGCAGACAGAGAUAAUCAGAAUGUUAUUACCAGACUUGGAAGAGUAGAUUCGGACUUUGCUGCAUUUGUUCACCAUGCUGGAAUUCCAUCUAUAGACUUAUACUACGGAAGAGAUUUUCCUGUAUAUCACACAGCCUUUGAUUCUUAUGAGUGGAUGACAAAUUAUGGAGACCCUUUGUUCCAGCGCCAUGUAGCUGUUGCUGGAGUUUGGGGUCUUCUAGCCCUUCGCCUUGCUGAUGAUUCAAUUCUACCAUUCAACUAUCGAUCUUAUGCAGAGCAGCUGAAGGGGCACACAGAGGUUUUAAGCAAAUUUUUAGACAGUAAUAUUGGAUAUUUGUCUCCUCUAACUACAUCAAUCCAAGAAUUUGCUGCCGAAGCCAAAGAAAUUGACAUUAAAGUGCAGAUCCUGAGAGAGCAAGAGAGUAGUACUAGUGAACUAGUCACCCUGCAGAAGCGGGCAUUAAAUGAUCGGCUGAUGCUCGCUGAAAGAGCCUUCCUCAACACAGAUGGCCUUGAUGGGAAGAAAUGGUUCAAGCAUCUUAUAUAUGGUCCUAGUGACCCAGAAACCGAAUUAGACUUCUUUCCGGGUAUAGCAGAUGCAAAUUUUAGAUCGACUGGAAUGAAUUUGAGGCAAAGGCAGUCACUGAUUCAGCAUGAGAUAUGGAGGGUGGCUAGAGCCAUUCAAAGGGCUACCAGUGCCCUCAGAGGAGAGCUUUCUUGAUGCAUUGUACACUAACAAAAUUUUAGACCUGUUCUUGUGAGUUAGAUAUUGGGAGAGCGAGAGCUUACAUUACCUGAUUUUGUACAUAUGAGUGGUAUAUCUCUCCUUUUUGUGUGUAGUUUUCCAUACUUUUUUGUGUGUAAAUAAUUGUUAUCAUGUCUGAGAUCAGUUUUGUUUUAACUUUAACAUUAUUUUUAUGGACAAAGUAUACAUGAAAAAAACACUUGAAAUGAAAUCAAUGAAGUGCAGUCGUGCCAUGACAAAA
Molecule: messenger RNA, 2747 nt
Organism: Cannabis sativa
Lineage: Eukaryota; Viridiplantae; Streptophyta; Magnoliopsida; Rosales; Cannabaceae
Product: probable glutamate carboxypeptidase AMP1
Exons: 10
Coding region: 356-2482 (708 amino acids)
Molecular function (GO): carboxypeptidase activity
Source: RefSeq, a predicted model, not a curated record